CUGGCUCCGUGAGGCUUUAUACCUUCAUUUCCUUUCUGCAACAACUCCAUCAUGGUUUUCACGCCACCAUCAUGGGUUCCGGCACUGCCAAUCGAUCCGCCGGAUUCUAUUUCUGUCGCUGAAUUCAUGAGUACGGAAACGUAUGGCCGUUUUCCCAUCGCCAAAUCACGAAACCCAUACACUUGCGGCCUCACCGGUAAAUCACGCAAUGCCGCCGAUGUCAUCUUGCGCGAGGACUACCUUGCCCGCGGCAUCGGUAAAGCCCUCCAAUUCCACCCGCAGCAGACCUCAGAAUGGGAUCAAGUCGUCGCCGUCUUCUCUCUCAAUUCGAUAGAUUACAUCCCUCUCACUCACUCCAUCCAUCGUCUCAAUGGGGUAGUCAGUCUGUCUAGCGCUGCAUUGUCGGCCUCGGAGCUUGAGCAACAACUUCGAUCCUCCCGCGCAAAGGCACUUUUCACUUGCAUAUCCUUGUUGGAUACCGGCCUCAAGGCUGCUAGCGCCGCCGGUAUUCCUCAGGAUCAUAUCUUCAUCCUCCCAAUGGCAGACACAGAUGCUGAAGCACCAUUUCAGACAAUCGAAGAUUUGAUUGAUGAUGGCACCAAACUUCCAGAGUUGCCACCCCUGAACUGGACCCAAGGUCAAGGUGCUCGCCAGGCCGCUUAUCUGCUCUAUUCAAGUGGCACUUCCGGUUUACCUAAACCAGUCAUGAUCUCCCACUACAACAUCAUCGCAGGCAUCCUCCAAACGGCCACUUUUGACUCAGUCGCUCGCAAAGCCCAACAUGUUGAAACCCAGGUCAUGCUUGGGCUUUUGCCAUUCAGCCACGUAUUCGGGCUCAUGCUGAUCACUCACCUGGGCGCGUUUCGCGGAGAUGAAAUCAUCGUGCUACCACAUUACGACUUCGUGUCGUUCCUCGGCGCCGUUAGCCGGUUCAAAAUCCAACAACUCAGUAUCGUCCCUCCUAUUGUGAUCCACAUAUUGGAGAGACAGGACGUGUGUCAAAAGUACAAUCUGGGUAGUGUUCGGUUCGUGUACACCGGCGCAGCUCCGUUGGGACGAGAAACGGUUGACGACCUGCUGAGAAUCUAUCCAAAAUGGCACCUUGGUCAGGGAUACGGUAUGACAGAAACUGCGACCGUCUUCAUUCAAAGCAGCGAGCUUGAUACCCUCGUUGGUUCCACGGGCUCCUUAAUUCCAGCGGCCCGAGCCAAGAUCAUUAAUGUGGACGGAAAAGAAAUAACCGAUUACGAAACCCCUGGGGAAUUAUUAAUUCAGAGCCCUACCGUUAGCCUGGGGUAUUUCAACAACCCAGCAGCAACCUCAGAGACGUUCUUUUCAGACAAAGACGGCCGUUGGAUCCGUACGGGAGAUGAAGUGUUGGUGCGCAUGGCUCCGUCUGGAAACGAACACUUUGUCGUCGUUGAUCGAGUGAAGGAGCUUAUUAAAGUCAAAGGUCAUCAGGUCGCCCCUGCUGAACUAGAGGCACAUCUACUCACACACUCUGAUAUUGGCGACUGCGCAGUCAUCCAGGUUCCAGACGUACGCGCAGGAGAGGUCCCCAAGGCUUAUGUUGUCAAGUCGAGUAUCGCUUUAGGCAAAUCAGAGGAUACGGUGAUUAGUGAUAUACAGAGGCACGUGGAAGAUCACAAGGCAAGGUACAAAUGGCUGAAAGGAGGAAUCGAGUUUAUCGAUGCGAUACCCAAAAGCCCAACGGGAAAGAUCUUGAGAAGAAAGUUGCGAGACUUGGAAAAGGCAAAGAGAAAGGCUCAGGAGGCGAAGCUAUGAACAGGUGGGUUUGAAGUUUCAUGUAUGCAUGACCUAUACUUAGAGGUAUAGUUCCUUCAAUUACCGUAGAACACGCUUUGUCAAUUUCAAGAAUGAGGGAAGUGAAUCUUGGCUGUAAAGCUCUGUAUUCACAUGCUA
Messenger RNA from Ilyonectria robusta, 1923 nucleotides. RefSeq lists its product as uncharacterized. Gene Ontology annotation, molecular function: CoA-ligase activity. The transcript is spliced from 6 exons. The coding region runs from base 52 to 1785 and encodes 577 amino acids. Lineage: Eukaryota; Fungi; Ascomycota; Sordariomycetes; Hypocreales; Nectriaceae. The record is from RefSeq and is a predicted model, not a curated record.